AUGUCCGAGCAGGAGGUACCUCCCUCUAUUGCGCAACGUAUUGUUAUAAAGUUUUUAGCUGCAGAAGGUGUAAAACCGGCCGAAAUCUUGAGAAGAUUGACUGCACAGUUCGGGGAAAAGACGCUGUCGCGAGCUAGAGUGUUUGCUUGGCAUAAACAGUUCGUGGAGGGCCGUGAACGUGUUGAAAAUGAGAGCCAUGACCGCAGACCCCGCACCAGCAUUACAGCGGGCAACAUCGACAGUGUUCGUCAACUUGUUGAAGGUGAUAGGCGUCUAACAACUUCGGAUAUUGCAAUUAAGGUUGGAAUAAGUUAUGGGAGCACUUACUCUAUACUCUCAGAGGAGCUAGGGUAUCGCAAGGUGUGUGCCAGGAAAAUGCGCAAUGUUCAAUUUUUUAAAUAUGUCAUGAAUAAUCCAAAAAAUAUGCCACGAUUAUCGGAAACAUCCCAUCUCAUUAUGUUCGAGGAGAGCCAACUUAAAUGCCCUGCAUAA
Molecule: messenger RNA, 492 nt
Organism: Diorhabda carinulata
Lineage: Eukaryota; Metazoa; Arthropoda; Insecta; Coleoptera; Chrysomelidae
Product: protein GVQW3-like
Exons: 2
Coding region: 1-492 (163 amino acids)
Source: RefSeq, a predicted model, not a curated record